AUGAGGAAAAGGAUGGAGGGAAGUAGUAGGGGCGGCGACUGGAAGAGCUCUUGGAAGACGACAAUCGAACGACCUGGUGGAAGAAGGCGACCGGAGACGGCGACCGGAAGAGCGACGAUCAUAAAUCCGAUGUAUAAAAGGAUAUCGGUUCUCAUCCACCAUGGGAAACCCAUCUCUGAAUCCAACAUCAUUGUCCAGUACAUCGAUGAAGCCUGGCAAAACAAGCAUCCGCCAUUGUUGCCUUAUGAUCCUUAUCUCAAAGCCCAAGCCAGGUUCUGGGMUGAUUUCGUUGACAAGAAGAUAAAUGAUGGUGCGAGGAGGAUAUGGAGCACGAAAGGAGAAGAGCUGGAAAAGGCAAAGAGGGAGUUGAUAGAGUGGCUGAAGGUGUUGGAAUGGCAGCUUGGGGAUAAGGCGUAUCUGAUGGGGGAGAGGUUUGGGUAUGCAGACAUUGCGAUGGUGCCUUUCUACUGAUGGCUUCAAGUUUGAGAAUCUUUAGGCAAUGUUUUGAUCAAAAUGAAGAAGAGAUGUGGUGUGAAGAGAAGAAAUGGAUGUUAGAUCUGAGAACAGUAGUGUGCAGGUGGUGAGGUGGGCCAAGAUACCAACCCAAGUGAUUCAAAGAACCAGCAUUUUGAUU
Molecule: messenger RNA, 634 nt
Organism: Cynara cardunculus var. scolymus (artichoke)
Lineage: Eukaryota; Viridiplantae; Streptophyta; Magnoliopsida; Asterales; Asteraceae
Product: glutathione S-transferase U19-like
Exons: 4
Coding region: 1-471 (156 amino acids)
Biological process (GO): glutathione metabolic process
Cellular component (GO): cytoplasm
Molecular function (GO): glutathione transferase activity
Source: RefSeq, a predicted model, not a curated record